CGGAGAGCGGAGCCGGGCAGAAGUCGGCGAGGUUCUUGACAGAGACCCAUCGCUGAGAGGGGCUCAGUCCAGUCAGUUCGUGCCAAUAUUUUAUAACCGAUAUUUUCAAACUAUGUGAAGAUCCAUUUUAAGAAGAUUUAUUCCUCUGUGAUGGAGAAGUAUGAAAAAAUUGGGAAAAUUGGUGAAGGAUCCUAUGGAGUUGUUUUCAAAUGCAGAAACAGGAACACGGGUCAGAUUGUGGCCAUCAAGAGGUUUCUGGAAUCAGAAGAUGACCCGGUCAUAAAGAAAAUCGCCCUUCGAGAAAUCCGCAUGCUCAAGCAACUCAAGCAUCCCAACCUAGUCAACCUGAUCGAAGUCUUCCGGAGGAAGCGGAAGCUUCACCUGGUGUUUGAGUACUGCAACCACACGGUUCUGCACGAGUUGGACAGAUACCAGAGAGGGGUACCAGAACAUCUCGUGAAGAGCAUAACUUGGCAGACAUUGCAAGCUGUAAAUUUUUGCCAUAAACACAAUUGCAUACACAGAGAUGUGAAGCCAGAAAAUAUCCUCAUCACGAAACAUUCAGUGGUUAAGCUUUGUGACUUUGGAUUUGCUCGGCUUUUGACUGGACCGAGUGACUACUACACAGACUACGUGGCUACCCGGUGGUACCGCUCCCCGGAGCUGCUGGUGGGGGAUGCGCAGUACGGCCCCCCAGUGGAUGUUUGGGCCGUUGGCUGUGUCUUUGCGGAGCUGCUGUCAGGGGUGCCUCUGUGGCCAGGAAAAUCAGAUGUGGAUCAGCUCUAUCUGAUCAGGAAAACCUUGGGAGAUCUCAUUCCUAGGCACCAGCAAGUAUUUAGCACCAAUCAGUACUUCAGUGGGGUGAAAAUUCCGGAUCCUGAAGAUAUGGAACCACUUGAAUUGAAAUUUCCAAACAUCUCUUAUCCUGCCCUGGGGCUCUUGAAGGGCUGCCUCCACAUGAACCCUGCAGAGAGACUGACUUGUGAACAGCUGUUGCAGCACCCAUAUUUUGACAGCAUCAAAGAAAUAGGGGAUUUGGCAAAAGAUCAUGACAAACCAACAUGGAAGACCCUAAGACAGAACCGAAAGCAUCUGCCUGGGUACCUACCUCAGCUGACUAGCGGCAGCAUCCUUCCAGCUCUGGAUAAUAAGAAGUACUACUGCAACACCAAGAAACUUAACUACCAUUUUCCAAACAUUUAAGGAGCUUGGAGAUUGAUGAUAAAAAGGA
This is a messenger RNA of Molossus molossus (Pallas's mastiff bat), 1231 nucleotides long. RefSeq names its product cyclin dependent kinase like 1 (gene CDKL1). Gene Ontology annotation, biological process: protein phosphorylation. The transcript has 10 exons. Gene Ontology annotation, molecular function: cyclin-dependent protein serine/threonine kinase activity; ATP binding. The coding region runs from base 151 to 1203 and encodes 350 amino acids. Lineage: Eukaryota; Metazoa; Chordata; Mammalia; Chiroptera; Molossidae. Gene Ontology annotation, cellular component: nucleus. The record is from RefSeq and is a predicted model, not a curated record.